GCUAAAUUCAAGCCAUUCCCUCAUUCUCUUCAUAGCUCUCUCCCCAGCGAUUUGCAUAACGUUUAGCACUCAACGAUUGACUAUCGCUUUGCCUAUCGACGAUUGACAGCCGCCUUGUGUAAUUAUCGGCCUCAGCGUCCAUUCCAGCUGUGAUUUCGGCUGCGUGAAGUUCUCCUGACCUCCCCUUCAGAAACGCAAAGCCGGCUACCAAUGGCUUCAUCUAGAUUGCCGCUGUCAUUAUUGAUCGCUGUCGUCGCCCUACUGAGCAUGGCUUCCGUGAGUCGCGCUAUAAGCAAGGCCGACAUGCUGCAAGAGCUGGUGGUCUACAGCGAGGACGACGCGUUCCCGUUCGCGGAGCUCGAGUCGCAGCAGGCGGGCGACGACGAGGAGAUCACCGCGGCCGCCAUCGCGAACGCGUUCCACCACCUGCACGGCUCCGAGGACUUCAGCGGCGCCGAGGACGACGAUUACGUCGCCGCGAAGCCGGACCCGAAGCCCGAGACAAUGGCGGCGACGGGAGCGCCCACCAUCCUGGACGCCGUCUCGCAAACCAUCCUGAAGCGGUUGCGAGGAAUCAUCGGGUGAACGCGCGAGCUUCGUGUGACCGGAGGAGAGGUGACGACUGACUCAAGACGCGAGGCAGUAUCGCUCGUACUGCCCUCUAUGAGAAUGCGACAAGCGGACAAUGUCUUAAUUCGGCUGCGGCCAAUAUUCGCCAUACUUAUGUACCAUAGUAGCUGAUCGCGCACAUGCCGCUACGGGCGCGCCUGUGCCACACUCCCUUGUGCGGAAAUUCGCACAAACCAUACUUAGCCUGUGAUAAUGCAAUGUGAUUUGCCAUCAAUACAAAUCUCCUGGAUUCCUCCCAUCCCACACACCUACCGUUCAGUUCCCCCCCGGGUUGCUUAGUUCAUCGCUCCUCCACGCACCCAUGCCCUCAGGUCCUCAUUGCCUCUGGCGGAGAAAAUAAUGGUGUGGACUUUGUGGUGUGCAUACAAUCUGAAUUGUG
Closterium sp. NIES-67 is the source of this 1009-nucleotide messenger RNA. Lineage: Eukaryota; Viridiplantae; Streptophyta; Zygnematophyceae; Desmidiales; Closteriaceae. The record is from the annotation of a GenBank genome assembly.